CCAAUGAAUCAACCCUGACACACUUUCCUUAGGACAUCUAAAGAGUGGAGUAACCUUUUAAGCCAGCUUCCUUCGGUCUUCUGGCUGGACCUGGAAUGUCGUCCCUCUGCACUGGACACAUAAAAAUGAAAGGAAUCCUGUCUGCAACAGGAAAUGGCUUUGUCAUUUAUAUGACCAUCAAACGCAAGACCAAGCUGAAGCCUCCUGAACUCAUGAUCGUUAACCUUGCCAUUUUUGAUUUUGGCAUAUCAGUGACCGGAAAACCGUUUUUUGUGGUCUCCAGUUUCUCCCACCGCUGGCUGUUCGGCUGGGAAGGCUGUCAGUUCUACGGCUGGGCAGGCUUCUUCUUUGGCUGUGGGAGCCUCAUCACCAUGACAGUGGUGAGCCUGGACCGCUACCUGAAGAUCUGCCACCUCCGAUACGGCACAUGGUUAAAACGCCACCACACCUUCAUUUGCUUGGCCUUUGUCUGGAUGUAUGCAGCCUUCUGGGCCACCAUGCCACUGGUUGGCUGGGGCCACUACGCCCCGGAGCCGUUUGGGACCUCAUGCACCCUGGACUGGUGGCUCGCUCAAGCCUCUGUGUCGGGCCAAAGCUUCGUCUUGGCCAUCCUCUUCUUCUGCCUCGUCCUCCCAGCAGGCAUCAUCGUCUUCUCCUAUGUCAUGAUCAUUUUUAAAGUGAAGUCAUCAUCGAAGGAAAUCUCACACUAUGAUGCCCGCAUACGAAACAACCACAACCUGGAGAUGAAACUCACAAAGGUGGCGAUGCUGAUCUGCGCUGGCUUCUUGAUUGCCUGGAUUCCGUACGCCGUGGUCUCUGUGGUGUCGGCGUUCGGCGAGCCGGACUCCGUCCCCAUCCCUGUGUCUGUCGUUCCCACGUUGCUAGCCAAGUCGUCAGCGAUGUACAAUCCAAUCAUCUACCAGCUGGUGGAUCUGAAAAACUCCUGCUCCAACUGCUGCAUCAAGGUCAUGAAGAAACCGAAUCAUUUUAGGAAGUCGAGGUUCUACACAAUCUCCGGCUCAAUAAAGGACAGCAGACCAGCCAAAGAUGCUCACAUCGAGAUGUAAAGCAAACUGUUGAGACUGCUGACCUUUUGUCUUUUCUACCGUGGACAUUUUACCUUCGCCAUGCCCUCUCUGUGCCCAGCAGCUGACCAAUCACACGCUGUCUGCCUGCCUGCCUGCCAUGAGGUCAUCACCUGCUCACCUUUGUUGCCGAUUCCUGCGUGCUGCGGCUCCCUACCUACACUGGAUAUCCACCUUUCUGGUAGCUUCCUACCUGCACAUGAUUCUAUCGCUGUAGUGUACACUGGUUUCUAAGUACAGAAAAAAUGUUGGGUGGACUUGUUGAUUUUUCCAUCUCCAGUAUUCAAGAGUUCUCAAAAAAAAGAAGAAAAAAUUAAAAACUACUUGACUCAGGUUUGGAAACCGGUGAUGUUUCCAAGUCAAGACGGAUCUUCAGCUAUAAUGUUUUUGUGUAAAAUAUGGUAAAAAAAAGAAAACGUAGAUUCAUGUUGAUCUUUUCUGCUAUUUGUACAGCUUGUUGGUGUUUGUACUUUUACACUUGUGUUGUAUAUGAAAAACAAUUUGUAAGUAUCUGGAUACAGCACUGAAUCAGAUUAUCUCACCUGGUUAAUGGGAGAGAGAGAGAGAGAGAGAGAGAGACAGAGAGAGAGAGAGAGAGAGAGAGAGAGAGGACUUUUAAUUCUGUUGACUGAAAAGUCAAACCUGGAAAAGUUGAGCAAUCAUUAUUUAGCAACAUCAAUCAAAAGUCAGUAGUGUGAAGUAUAGGUGUCCAAGAAAACACACACACACACACAUACACACAGAAUGCAUGCACUUUACUUUCCAAGCCAUUCAGAAUGCACUGACGCCAGAUGUUGUCAUAGUUUUACAUCUGGUUGAUUGUUGCAAAAUUGGGUUGAAUUAACUUAAAGAAAAAUACAUUAAUUUCUACAAGUACUUACAUGUCUAGAAAUAGAGUAGAGUUAUAAUUAAUUCAGGGAUGACUAAAAUAUAUUUAUUUUUGCUAUAUCUUCUCUUUUUAUUUGGUUACCACUGAAAAUAAAAGUUGUUCCUUUCCUUUCUUUAGCAUUGUGUUCAUUUCUGUGUUGGCACAAACAGUAAGUUAUGUGUUUGGGUUGGUCUUUGUUGUAAUUUUGCCUUUUUGGAAAUGAAUCUUAAACCGUUGAAAAGCCUGUUUUCCCUCUGAAAUAGUUUCACCUUUGCAAUGUAAGAACAUUUGUGCGUUGAGCAGCGACGUUGAUUAUGUUUGGAUUUUGCCUAAACCAAACAGUUUGUUCUGGUACUGCUUUGUAUCCGUUGUUAGACUGGUUGGUGAAUGAAGUACUUCCUGAAACUCUUUUCUGGUCACACACUGCCGUGGGAUGGCAUCCUGUCCUCAUUUGGCAUUUAUUGGUUCACCUUGAAUAAAAUUUUGUAAUAAAACCACUCUGUGAGGACAACGGCUGCCAUCUUGGUAGACUGGUGCCAAAAAGUUGACGUAUAGGAUCCCAACAUUGAUAUCUCCGUUUCUGAUGAUGUCAAACAUCUGAUGGAGGCAACAUGAUGCAAAGUGACCAACAUAGUCAGUUUUCCUGCUAAACCCAGAGAUGGUUUUUACUAACAAAUGUAACUACAGUACUGCUCACGCUAAUUCCCUUUAAAUAUUUAAUUUCUUCCAUGUUAAAUCUACUCUAAAGAAAGAGUUAAGAAAUUCAUUAAAAAAAAACUGAAGUUGUUUUCAUGAGAAUCUUUUUCUUUUGUUUCAAUUAUUUGCAGCUGAAAUAAAAAUCAGGAAGUGAAGGUUGGAUGCUUAAGAGCCUCUGAGUGGACUAAUUAAUGCUGCGUUUAAGACAGUCAGUUAAAGCUAGUCCAAGAAUUCAACAUGCUGAGGUGAGUGAAUCUUCAUUAGAGUGUCUGUGUGGUGCAGCGUGAGAUGGAGUUUUACUGUUGGCUCGUGGCUGAGACAUUUCAAUUGUUUGUCUAAUAGUGGAGUUCAUGCAUCGUGUGUAAGGCAUAUCAAAGUUGUGAAGAUGUUAAGUGAGUUGUACUUGUGUAGCACUUUAUCCGGUCCAGAAGACUCCAUAGUUCUUUAUAUUCAGUCACUCACACACUGAUGGUAUUCAGCUGUUCAGUCGGAACCAUAAGUAGGUGUGGUGGAUGAAGUGUCUUAUCAAAAGAAACAAGGACAAACAGAAUGGGGCUCGAACUAGUAACCCACCAUGUACAGAAUGAACUCCUGCCUCCUCAGCCACUGUUGCUGCUGCAUCCAAAACAUUCCCGGUUUAACUUGUGAUCAAAUUGUGGAUGCUCCUUUCAGAGCUGCUGGUUAAGGUUGAAUCCAAAAGUCAGGCAGAUUUGGAGGCAGAGAUGUAACUUCAGAGAACACAACUAAGAAAAUUAACUAACACAUAUCACAGACUAACAAACAGAACAGACAGGGAUUCAACAGACGGAAGACCAUGAAGUAAAUGUGACACUUGGUAACAACAAGGUAAGCUAACAAGAGUAAACGUGAGAAACCAGCAAAGAGAAACAAGGUGAGGAGCUCGAUUACUAAGAGU
Messenger RNA from Poecilia latipinna (sailfin molly), 3565 nucleotides. It is a transcript of the gene opn5, whose product is annotated as opsin 5. NCBI's taxonomy places the organism in Eukaryota, Metazoa, Chordata, Actinopteri, Cyprinodontiformes, Poeciliidae. The record is from RefSeq and is a predicted model, not a curated record. Gene Ontology annotation, biological process: G protein-coupled receptor signaling pathway; visual perception. Gene Ontology annotation, molecular function: G protein-coupled receptor activity. The coding region runs from base 96 to 1067 and encodes 323 amino acids. Gene Ontology annotation, cellular component: membrane. The transcript has 6 exons.